AUGCCCGACUCUUUCUACCCGGCGAGUUCGCCCACAACCUACACAAAAUCAAAAUUACCCUUCUCGUGGGCCUCGAUACCGAAUCCCAUACCUCGCAGAUAUCGUCGACGGUUACGCUCCAAGUUCCGCUCCGCACAAUCACCCGCAUCAGCUAUUGCGUCUAUCGAGACCUCCUUUAACCCCAAGGACUCGAUACGUGCGCUGCGGAAUCAUCGAUGGUCCAUUUAUGACGGGCAUUACUUAAUACUCAUAAUACUCGCCAUAUUCUCUCUCUCAAUCAGUCAGGCACCAGGACCACUGGUGAAAACGGGAGCUGCGGCCUUGCUUAUGCUUGCGCUUCUCAUGCCAAUAACGAGACAAUUCUUUCUGCCCUUUCUCCCUAUUGCGACCUGGCUGGUCUUCUUCUUCAAUGCAAGAUUUAUUCCAGCUGAAUACCGACCUCAUAUCUGGGUCAAGGUUCUUCCCGCCCUCGAAAACAUAUUCUAUGGCGCAAAUUUGAGUAAUAUCCUCUCAGCACACCAACACGUUGUUCUGGAUGUGCUUGCGUGGUUGCCAUAUGGACUUUUUCAUUUUGGAGGACCAGUAGUAUGGGCAGCUCUGAUGUUCUUAUUUGGACCCCCGGGAAUUGUCCCAGUGUAUGCGCGGACAUUCGGGUACUUGAACAUCCUUGGGGUGACAAUCCAAUUGCUCUUCCCAUGUUCGGCUCCAUGGUACGAAAAUAUGUAUGGGCUCGCACCAGCAAAUUACUCCAUGCCUGGAUCGCCUGCCGGACUUGCACGCGUUGACAAAUUCCUUGGAUUCGACAUGUACACCAGCAACUUCACAGCAUCGCCACUAGUGUUUGGAGCCUUUCCAUCUCUGCAUUCUGGAAAUGCAGUUCUGGAGGCUCUUUUCAUGAGCUACUGCUUCCCCAAGCUCCGGCCUGUGGUAAUCUUCUACGCAAUGUGGAUGUGGUGGGCAACAAUGUACUUGUCUCAUCAUUACGCCGUGGAUUUGGUCGCUGGUGCAUUCCUCGCAGCCAUCGCAUUUUACAUUUCCAAGAUGCAUUUCUUGCCCAGGAUGCAGAUGGACAAGGCAUUCCGCUGGGACUACGACUACGUUGAGUUUGGUGAAGCGCCCAGCGGGGGCUACGAAUACGGUCUUACGACUCUUGAUAUCGAUUUCCGCAAUGAUAGCAGCGACGAGUGGACUGUGGGCUCCUCGUCCUCCAUCUCAUCUGGCUCGCGCAGCCCUGUGGAUGAGAGCUCAUCGAAUUGGGAAGGUGAAACGCUCGCUUCUCAAGCCUCCGAUAGCGAACUCUCCGAAGUUAUUAUCCGAUAA
Lachnellula hyalina is the source of this 1320-nucleotide messenger RNA. It is a transcript of the gene aur1, whose product is annotated as Inositol phosphorylceramide synthase catalytic subunit. The transcript has 2 exons. Gene Ontology annotation, biological process: sphingolipid biosynthetic process; inositol phosphoceramide metabolic process. The coding region runs from base 1 to 1320 and encodes 439 amino acids. The record is from RefSeq and is a predicted model, not a curated record. Gene Ontology annotation, molecular function: inositol phosphoceramide synthase activity. Lineage: Eukaryota; Fungi; Ascomycota; Leotiomycetes; Helotiales; Lachnaceae. Gene Ontology annotation, cellular component: inositol phosphoceramide synthase complex.